Molecule: messenger RNA, 1570 nt
Organism: Erythranthe guttata (spotted monkey flower)
Lineage: Eukaryota; Viridiplantae; Streptophyta; Magnoliopsida; Lamiales; Phrymaceae
Source: RefSeq, a predicted model, not a curated record
CUCUCUCUCUAAUCCCCGCCUCAGCCGCCGCCUGGCUUUCUUCAGAAGCGAACAACUCAAACCCUCGUUUUUCCGAAGAUUUACGCCCCCAAACCAAACCCCUCCUCCACCUUUUUUCGCGCGCAGGCAUCUUCUUCUACUGAUAUUAAUGGAUUCAGAUCAGGGGAAGCUGUUUAUUGGCGGGAUUUCAUGGGAGACGAACGAGGAGAGGCUGAAGGAGCAUUUCCAUGGCUACGGAGAUGUACUGCAGGCUGUUGUCAUGAGAGAUAAAAUAACCGGCAAGCCUAGAGGCUUCGGAUUUGUUGUGUUUGCCGAUCCGAGCAUUCUCGAUAGGGUUCUAGAGGAUAGCCAUGUUAUUGAUGGCCGCACGGUAACACUGAGUGAGGAUGGUUUUCGCCAGUAUUUUGAAUCUUACGGCACUGUGACUGAUGUAGUAAUAAUGUACGACCAGCAGACAAACCGACCUCGUGGAUUCGGGUUCAUUUCUGUCGAUUCUGAGGAGGCAGUAGACAUGGUUCUACACAAAACCUUCCACGAGUUGAGCGGCAAGCAAGUCGAAGUCAAGCGCGCUCUACCUAAAGAUUCCAAUACCGGCGGCGGCAGUGGGCGGUCUAUGGGCGGUGGUGGUAGCAGUGGAGGAUACCAAGGUUAUGGAUCUUCUAUCGGUAAUUCAAGCGCUUAUGACAGUCGGGGGGAAUCCAAUAGGUACACACAGUCUCAAACUGCUGGUGCUGGCGGAUAUCCAUCUUAUGGUAUGUCCGGGUAUAAUGCACCGGCUUAUGGGUAUGGUGGUCCCACUAAUAACGGUAUGGGCUAUGGCUAUGGAAGUUAUGGUGGUGCAAAUCCAGGUUACGGAAUCCCUAAUGCCCUAAAUGCUCAAAGAAAUUCGUGGGGCCCGCAGGCUCAGUCUGGAUAUGGCUACGGAAGCUCUCAGUGGGGUGGAGCUGCUAGCGGUGGCAUUGGUGGUGGUGCCGCCCUUGCUGGUCAGUCUCCAAACCAAGGUUAUGGUUACGGUGGUGGAUAUGGUGGGACCGAUGGUGGGGCCUACGGAAACCAAGCCGCUUAUGGUGCAGUUGGUGGUCGUGCUGCAAACGGUGCAGGUCACUCUGACGGUGGUUACGGUGAUGGAAGUGGUAAUUCGGGGUAUGGUAAUUCAGGUUGGAGAUCAGAUCCAUCACAAGCUUCUGGUAAUAGCUAUGGAGGUGGCUAUGGUGGCGCUUCGACUUGACAGGCUCAGCACACUUUACCUUGUUGGAGCUUUCUACAGUUCGAAACUCUUCUCGGCUCUCGUGCAGUGUAAGGUGGCUCUUGCUGUAGAUGUCACCUAUAUUUAAGUGACUGGUUUGGAUUGCAUUUAGUUUGUCAGUACUACCUUUUUCUUUUUGUAAGCCCAUAAUAAUUCGUACUUGAGGAAUAGAGUUAGCUCAUUCUAUCUUCUGUCUGGUCGACUGUAGUUUUAAAUUUGGCUUUCUUUAUUGCUUUUUUAUCUGCUCUAGAGUCUUUCUUUACUCAUCGUUGUGCUCGAGAAUAUAGUGGCUUGUGUUGCUCUUUAUGUGAGUUAUUAAUUGAU